Messenger RNA from Kickxella alabastrina, 291 nucleotides. RefSeq lists its product as uncharacterized. The annotation marks the transcript as partial. The transcript has a single exon. The record is from RefSeq and is a predicted model, not a curated record. Gene Ontology annotation, biological process: RNA splicing. Lineage: Eukaryota; Fungi; Kickxellomycota; Kickxellomycetes; Kickxellales; Kickxellaceae. Gene Ontology annotation, cellular component: cytoplasm; nucleus; exon-exon junction complex. Gene Ontology annotation, molecular function: mRNA binding.
ACAACCACCAGCAUCGACAUUCAUCCCCAGCAAUCGGUCGAAGGCUGGGUUCUCCUUGUAACCAACGUGCACGAGGAAGCGUGCGAAGAAGACCUCCGCGACUUCUUCUCAGACUACGGCAAAGUGCGCAACCUCCACCUCAACCUCGACCGCCAAACUGGGUUCGUCAAGGGCUACGCCCUAGUGGAGUAUGCUGAGGAAAAAGAGGCCCUGGCUGCAGUGCAGCGCGCCGCGGGGAAAUCGCUUUUGGGGAAACAGGUGGCGGUGGACUUUGCGUUUGUUGAGGACCCG